Messenger RNA from Ciona intestinalis (vase tunicate), 1282 nucleotides. RefSeq names its product peptidyl-prolyl cis-trans isomerase FKBP3. Gene Ontology annotation, molecular function: peptidyl-prolyl cis-trans isomerase activity. The record is from RefSeq and is a predicted model, not a curated record. NCBI's taxonomy places the organism in Eukaryota, Metazoa, Chordata, Ascidiacea, Phlebobranchia, Cionidae.
GGUCAAUCAGAGCAAACACUUUUAAGCUUGUGUAAUUAGAAACGUGAAAAUUAACAUAAUGGCUGCCACUACUACAGUUGAGCAGCAAUGGGACAAGGCAGCUCUGCUUUCCGACACAGUUGGUAAGAAAGAGAUUGUUCAGUUCCUGCAAGAAAAUGCUGCACCGAGGUUUCUUGCUGAAGAAAAACUUCAGGGUAGUUUAAAAAAUGUCGUGAAAACUUCUAAGAAAGAUCAUCUUGCUGAAGCUUAUCUGAAGUUGUUUGAAAACAAAGCAUUCAAAGGCUCGGAGUACGAUACAGUAGUGGAAGUUACCGCUAAAGUUGGUGCGAUGCAAGUCAAACAAACAAAAAAGAAGGAAGAAGAAGAUGUUGGACCUCCAAAGUUUAAGAAAACUGUUAUAAAAAAAGGAGAUAAAGUUAAUUUUCCGAAACGUGGUGAUAAAGUAAGCUGUUACUAUGUUGGUAAGCUUGAAAAUGGAACUGUAUUUGAUAGUCUGCAACCUGGAUCAAAGAAAAAGAAAAACAUGCCGUUGGUAUUUAAAGUUGGGAAAGAGAAUGUGAUUAAAGGUUGGGAUGAAGCUUUGCUUACUAUGAGCGUUGGUGAGAAGGCGGAGAUUACCAUUGAGCCUGAGUGGGCUUAUGGUAAAGCUGGUAAACCCGAGGCAAAAAUUCCACCUAAUUCUACUUUAAUUUUUGAGGUUGAUCUUUAUAGAAUUGAUUAAAUUCUCUCAAAAGAUGACUCUACGCAAAGACUUGUACUAAACAUAAAAAUUCUGUUGUUGUCUAAGCAUCAUAUAACUUCUAAUUUCAACAAAAACCGAACUAAGGUUUAUUUUCAGCAUAAAGCUUUGAAGCUGUUGUACUAUAAAAUGGGUUCAUAGAGAUAUUAUACCUUUAUGUUCUAUGCAACUGUUUUAGAACUAUUAAGUGAAACAAGUUAAAUUUAUGGGUUGUUCCUUAUGGUUUUUGCUCACUUUUUUUUCUUUUUUUUAUCUGUGCCUAUAUUCAGUCUUUUGUUUGAAUGUUAAAAUCAGCAUUAACUUAACAACAUAUGUUUAAUGUUGCAACGAUUUUGUGUGGUUGAGAUGUGUUGCUUUAUAUAAUGGUUCGUAGUAUUUUUUUGCAGCCACUGUUUUUGUGAACAAGCUUUUUUAAAACUAACUUGAGUAACUUUGAUUUUGUGUGGCCACAUUUUGUGUGGCAGACUUUUUUUAAGAACAAGUUGUUUUCAAUCUUAAAUAACUUCACUUCCAUUUUAUACUGCCAGAUAAGUUAAAAUGUUU